GACCCAACAGACCAUCAAAUCUGUAUUCAUUUGAAUACGGUCGCGAACAUCCUUCGAUACAGCAGUCUAUGAAGCCCUAGAGUGUCAGAUUUGCUUGGACAUCGUACACGCCGUAUUUUGAUUGUUAUCGACACUUGAAGCUCUCAACCUCGGUAGCAUACGUCCAAUUUCCUCAAGCGCUUAGACGCGCCCAGCAAACACCUGAGAAAGCCAAUUGGAUCACUUCGUCUACUUGUUUAAAUUGCUUCUCCAAAAGAGUCCAUUACGAGUUGGAAUGUGAAGUUGCAAAACCACGUGUCCUUCGACUAUCAGACAAUUGUGGACGAAGCUUGCGUUCUUCAGCAUCUGCGUGGAGACCUCAUCCUGGAAGCGCAAACUUAUAUCUUCUCGGCAUGACCCUACUUCCAUAGCAUUUGUUACCAAACUCAUUCACGAAAUUAUGGAGAGAGAAGUUGAUUCGAAUAAUAUCUCACAUGACUACGCUGGGGAAUUAGUCAACGAACCCGAAGAAAUACAAGCCGAACCCAAACUCGGGGGGCACAGAAGAACAUUAUCUGGAAACAUUAUGUCUAAACUAUCAUUCUUAUCAGGACCCCGCAGUCCAGGAUCUCCGCCUCGGGAUGAACCAAUGUCACCAAAGAGAUCAACUAGUAGAGCUAUGGCUGUUGCAGUCCAACAGCAAAAGACCCGGAGGAGAAAAGGUUCAUUAAGAAAAGCUGCACUUCUUGGUCGGGGAGCUCAAAGAGAUAGGAAAGAGUCAAAAACUAUUCCUCUAGAUCCCACGCAACACAGUCAAUACUCUAACAAUACAAUGCUAAAUCCCACUUCACCCGAGAAUAUUCGACCUGUGAAUGGUUUAGGAUUGGGAAUAUCCGACGCAACCCCUCGUACUUCCAUGGAAGGUUUAGCCAACAGGCAUAAUAACACUCUACUCCCACCUAUCAAAACUCUUCCCAUGGGUGCUAAUGACCAUAUCGUCACAUCACCAACAAGAGCUACAAGUCCAACUUUAACCUAUACAUCUACUACGGAUGAAGAGGACUUACUCAGUAUUCCAUCACAUAAUCUACCAGCUGCAGUUCGUGGAGGGCCACCAUCAUCUAGUUCAGAUUCGUACUUUCCACCCGGCGCAGGCUCUAUACUCCGUCGUCGGCCAUCUCAAAAACAGAAAUCUCCAUUAUCCAUAGGUGGACUUGCCGCAAGUCCACUCCCUUUACAAGAUGCCGAAUGGGAUUACUCGGAAACUGAAUGGUGGGGUUGGGUUAUACUAAUCGUAACAUGGAUUGUGUUUGUUACUGGCAUGGGUUCAUGUCUAGGUGUAUGGAGUUGGGCCUGGGAUGUUGGAGAAACUCCUUACGCACCUCCUGAGUUGGAGGAUGAUCCAACAUUACCGAUUGUAGGAUAUUAUCCCGCAUUGAUUAUUUUGACGUCAGUAAUGGCUUGGGUAUGGGUGGUUGUUGCUUGGGUUGGUAUGAAAUACUUUCGGCAUGCAAAAAUUAGUGGAGAUUGAAAUGCUAUAUUUAAUGAUAAUGUUAAUUUAAGGAUGAAGGGGUAUUCGGGAUUUUGUAAGGAUUUUAUCGAUGAUCAGGUUAAGUGAAGAUUGGCUUGCAAAGCAAACAAAAUCCAAUGAAUACGUACAACAUGCAAUGAAGAUGAAAAUCAUCAUGGACGGCCACUGGCCACAUGAAUUGACUCUUUUCAUCACUUAUAGAGCUCCCAUUCAAAGACGAAGUGGAACACCGGCUACAUUCCUGACGAAUCUGAUAUCGCAGGUUAUUGUUGAGCUAGGGAUACCAUCAAAUUUAUCACCAAAUCUAGUAAUAGAUAUCUCGUUGCCUUCCGAUCUGCUGAUAUUCGUGUACUUGAGGAUAUCUAUAUCUGGACAGGUCAUGCCAUACAGAUAUCUCUUGUUGACGCGAAGAGAAUACUCUCGCUGUUCAUUCUGAGGGACA
Botrytis cinerea B05.10 is the source of this 1952-nucleotide messenger RNA. RefSeq lists its product as hypothetical. NCBI's taxonomy places the organism in Eukaryota, Fungi, Ascomycota, Leotiomycetes, Helotiales, Sclerotiniaceae. The record is from RefSeq and is a predicted model, not a curated record. The coding region runs from base 440 to 1510 and encodes 356 amino acids. The transcript has a single exon.